Messenger RNA from Lycium ferocissimum, 2629 nucleotides. RefSeq names its product 65-kDa microtubule-associated protein 6-like. NCBI's taxonomy places the organism in Eukaryota, Viridiplantae, Streptophyta, Magnoliopsida, Solanales, Solanaceae. The record is from RefSeq and is a predicted model, not a curated record. The transcript is spliced from 12 exons. Gene Ontology annotation, cellular component: spindle; cytoplasm. Gene Ontology annotation, molecular function: microtubule binding. Bases 421 to 2223 code for a protein of 600 amino acids. Gene Ontology annotation, biological process: microtubule cytoskeleton organization.
UUCUCUCUCUCUCUUUAGUGAAAAAAGAAAAAGAAACAACCAUUUGUGUCCUUUAUUAUAGUUGUUGUUACUUGUCCUUUUAGUACCUUCCUUUGUACUCACUUCAACCUCUUUUUGUAAGUCUUAGUUCUUGAAGUAAAAGGCAAAAAAAAGAAGCCAAGAAACAAGAACAUUUACAAAAACCAAGUUUAAAGUUGUGUUCUUGGUAGUUGGUAUGGUGUAAUUUGAGGUUCUUGGUGUAUGGAAACUUCAGAUCUGAUGAGAAGAGAAAAUAAGAUGAAGAAUAAGUGUUGUGGCUUACAUGGUCCAUUCUUUUUUUGUCGUUGACUUAAAUGAGUGUGAAAAUAAAAGUCAUUCUUCAAGACUCACUUUUUCUUGAGAAAGAUAUAUAGUGAUAUAAUCAUUCAUCAAAUAGUAAAGAUGAUGGCUUUUGGAAGUCCUAGUAGUAAUAAUGCUCGUACAAGUUCUACUUGCCACACUUUACUUAGAGAACUGCAGCAAAUAUGGACAGACAUUGGAGAGAGUGAAGCUGAUAGAGACCGUAUGCUGUUGGAGCUGGAAAGAGAGUGUAUGGAAGUCUAUCGAAGGAAAGUUGAAGAAGCUGCCAAUGCAAAAUCACGUCUUCAUCAGUCUGUUGCAGCUAAAGAAGCUGAGCUGGCAACCUUAAUGGCUGCUCUUGGCGAACACAACGUUAAUUCACCGAUGCAGUCAGGGAAUAAGUCAGCUUCAUUGAAGGAGCAGCUUGGGUUAAUCAUGCCUCUUGUUGAUGAUUUAAAAGCAAAGAAAGAUGAAAGAGUUAAGCAGUUCGCAGAUAUAAAGGCCCAAAUUGAGAAAAUAACUGCCGAGAUUUCAGGAUGUUGUAAUAUUACCAGUUCUCUGAGUACCUUAAACUUGGAAGAACAUGACUUGUCGACGAGAAAGCUCUCAGAAUGCCAAUCCAAUCUACGUGCUCUCCAAACGGAGAAGUCUGUGCGGAUCCAAAGAGUUCUGGACAGUGUGAAUGAGGUUCACACUUUGUGCGGUGUACUUGGGCUGGAUUUUGGCGAAACUGUAAAUAAUGUGCAUCCAAGCUUGCAUGAGACAAACCUGGGACAUUACACAAACAUCAGUGACAGUACAUUGGAAGGUCUAGACCAGGCCAUCCUUAAAUUGAAAACAGAAAGAAAAGUUCGAUAUCAGAAGCUAAAGGAUGUGGCGGGAUUGCUGUUUGAGCUUUGGAACUUGAUGGAUACAACUAGAGAAGAAAGGCGAAAGUUAUCAAGGAUAAUUUCUGUUCUUGAUAUUUCUGAAUCAAAGGUUGUGGAACCAGGUGCACUUACAUUGGAGGUUAUUCAGCAGGUAUCAGCAGAAGUUGAGAGGCUUACCAAAUUGAAAGCAAGCAGGAUGAAAGAGUUGGUCAUGAAAAGGAGGGCAGAACUGGAGGAUUUGUGCUACAAAACCCAUAUUCAACCUGAUUCAAGUACUACUGCUGAUAAAUCCACUGCAAUGAUCGACUCUGGUCUUGUAGACCCUUGUGAACUCCUAGCAAAUAUUGAAGCACAAAUAAACAAAGCAAAGGACGAAGCUUUAAGCCGAAAAGAAAUUAUGGAUAAGAUAGAGCGGUGGCUUUCAGCAUGUGAUGAGGAAAACUGGCUUGAAGAUUAUAACCUGGAUCAUACACGGUACAGUGGUGGAAGAGGUGCUCACAUAAAUUUAAAGCGGGCAGAACGAGCAAGAAUUACAGUGACUAAGAUUCCGGGUAUGGUUGACAGUUUGAUUAACAGGACACUAGCUUGGGAAGAUGAGAAUCAGAAGUUGUUUUUGUACGAUGGGGUGAGAUUGGUGUCAAUAUUGGAGGAUUACAAAGUGAGUCGACAUCAGAAAGAAGAGGAGAAGAAAAGGGCCCGGGAUCAGAAGAAACUCCAAGAUAUGCUGCUGGCAGAGAAGGAAUCUAAAUAUGGUUCUAGACCUAGUCCGAGAAGAAGUAACAGCUUUAGGAAGAUGAACGGGUACCAUACAAAUGGAAAUGGGUCAGUCACCCCCUCGCCACGCCGGAACUCAGUUGGUUGUGCAACUCCAGAGCUUCAAACACCCCGUUCUUACUCUGGGAGGCAGAAUACCUAUUUCAAGGAAAUGAGAAGACUUUCUACUGCCCCUCUCAACUUUGUAGCUAUAGCAAAGGAAGAUACCAUGUCAUUUUCUUCCAUUGGCGGUUCUGAGCCUGAAUCCCCACCUCAAAGCUGAUUUCACAACUUGUGUUGGGGAGAUGAUCACAUAAUCUACCUUAUUCCGACAGCACAUAACAGAAGGAGGAGGAUAGCUCAAAAUUUGUGAAUACUGGAGGGAGUGUACACUACUGUAAUGAUGUAAUGUGUUAGGCAGUUCUAGCACUUAUUGACUUUUUUGUUAGUGACUUUGCUGGUUACUAUAGAGAUUGUUGUGGAUAUAAUAGUGACGUGAAAGUUCUCUGUUUGAUUAGUUCACUGACCAAUAUGUACCUUGAGCCUUUUUGUUUUUGGUGAUUUGCAUGUACAUAUAGUGUAAUGUGAUUGCUAUGAAUUGAUUAGGAAUCCUUGUUUAUUUGGAUUGUGUAAUUUAGGGCCUCUAAAAUUUCUAGCUCUCAAUAAAGUUUGUAACAUUUAAAUGCUCA